This is a messenger RNA of Alternaria rosae, 941 nucleotides long. Its product is annotated as NADH-ubiquinone oxidoreductase. The transcript is spliced from 3 exons. Gene Ontology annotation, biological process: mitochondrial electron transport, NADH to ubiquinone. The record is from RefSeq and is a predicted model, not a curated record. The coding region runs from base 37 to 675 and encodes 212 amino acids. Lineage: Eukaryota; Fungi; Ascomycota; Dothideomycetes; Pleosporales; Pleosporaceae.
AUUGCGCAGCCCGUCUGCUCCAACACCUCGCCCGAUAUGCUCCCAACGGCCCUUCGCGCUCUGCGCUCUCGCAGCGCAGCGGCUACCUCCCGCUCCUUCGUCCGCUACACCUCCACCGCGACGACCAGCAACCAGGUCCCCGCCAACGACCCUGUCAAGCGCGAUGCGAAGCCGAACGUUUCCGAGACCAAUGCGAUGCCUACAUCUUCCGAGGGUUCGUUCGACAAGGUCUUGCAGGAGUCUCCAGAGACAGCCGAAAAGUUGAGGGUUGAACAGGCGCCGAACUACAAGGGCAUUUGGUCGCGGAGUCAAAACCCGAGGGAGGUUGCCAUGAGUGGGCCAAGGUUCGAGCAGAGCAUUAUGGAGGAUCAGCCUCGCCCAUACGCCGCUAUCGAGCUCAUCCACAAGCAGCCCGUUCGCUGGACGCACGACCGUACUGUAUCCUGUGACGGAGGCGGUGGCCCUCUCGGACACCCAAGGAUCUUCAUCAACGUAGAUAAGCCCCAGAUCUGCUGGUGCACAUACUGUGGACUUCCAUUCGCACACGAGAAACACCGACCGCUCCUCGAAGCCACCCCUGAACACGAGCUAUCAUACCCCCUUGGACCCAAAGGCGAUGCGGCGGAAGUCAACGAGACGCAGAAGGUUACGGAUGAGCCGCUUGCACAGCGAUAGAGCGAGGCUGUCAGAAGAGAGGUCAGGGCUGGUGUAUAUAUGCAUUGCAAUUGAGACAUUGACAAAUUGUCGUCUACUAUCGUAUUGAGAUCGCGGUAUUUGCCUGUCUUCUGAACGAUGCAGCGCAUGCGCAUCGAACUCAAGAAAAGUCUGGAAUUGAGCUCCGCUUUGAUACUAUCCCUCGAGAGCAGAGUGCAUUCUCUGAAUACAUGGCUCUCGCGACUCAAACUGAACCAUCUCUUACUUGACAGCGUCGAAUGGUCAUC